CGGAGCGUCCGGGGACGGCGGCGGGGCUUCGGGACUGAAAUGCCGGGGAACAUGAGCAAAGAGGACGCCCCCGGUCGGAGCGCGUGCUUGACGUUCACCAUCGACAGCAUCCUCAACCUGAAGCGGCGGGACGAGCAGGACUCCGGCGGCUUCAGGGGGCGAAAUGGAUGUAAAAGUGAGUUCGAGACGGUGUGGGACGUCCGGAGGAGCGACGGCGGGCCAGUGGAGACAGUGAAGCCCAGAGUUCACCGUGCUGACAGCGGGGGAGACGCGGCGCCGCAGCCCGCCGGCUGUCCCGGUGCGCACGGCGCGCACGGCCCCGAGGAGGAGCAGCGGCAGCAGCAGCAGCAAUCCGCCGCGGACACCAAAGCCACGGUCAAGAAGAAGACGCGCACCAUCUUCUCCAAGAGACAGAUCUUCCAGCUGGAGGCCACCUUCGACCUGAAGCGCUACCUGAGCAGCUCGGAGCGCGCGUGCCUGGCCAGCUCCCUGCAGCUCACCGAGACGCAGGUCAAGAUCUGGUUCCAGAACCGCCGCAACAAGCUCAAGCGGCAGCUGUCCACGGACAUGGAGGCCGGCCUGGCCGCAGAGACUUUCGCGGACGCGGGGAAAAACGUGCAGUUACCGAGUUUUUACAAAGACAGCAGCCUGCUGGGAGGAUGCCUGCUCCCGGUGCCUUUCCCCCUGGUCUACCCGAGCGCUGCUGCGCCUUACGUCUGCUUCUCCAACACCGGCAAAUACUUUGGCCUGUUCGACGCGGACGGAUGACUUCCCUGCUGCGGAUGUGUGGAGCUUCAUCAUUAUUCACAUGUUGGCAUUAAACACACGUUUUUCCUCCUUUUUUUUAUUAACUCAAGACAAGUUCCCUUUAUUUUGAUGUCAACAUAUCAACUCAUUUGAAAUGCAUGUGCCA
This is a messenger RNA of Salarias fasciatus (jewelled blenny), 913 nucleotides long. RefSeq names its product homeobox protein HMX2-like. The record is from RefSeq and is a predicted model, not a curated record. Gene Ontology annotation, cellular component: nucleus. The transcript is spliced from 2 exons. Gene Ontology annotation, biological process: regulation of transcription by RNA polymerase II. Gene Ontology annotation, molecular function: RNA polymerase II transcription regulatory region sequence-specific DNA binding; DNA-binding transcription factor activity, RNA polymerase II-specific. NCBI's taxonomy places the organism in Eukaryota, Metazoa, Chordata, Actinopteri, Blenniiformes, Blenniidae. Bases 40 to 768 code for a protein of 242 amino acids.